CGGACGUCUUGUUUGACGGGAUGGAGCACAGCAUGCUCCCCACGUUUUCCUUCUUCAACGCGCGUGCCACUGACGCCAAUAACGUCGGCACCGAGUGGUCGAAGUGGGUGAGACGCUUCGAGAACUUCGUAGUGGCCUGCCGCAUCACAAGCGACGCCCGUAAGACCGCUUUGCUGCUACACUACAUCGGGGAGGAAGUCCAUGACAUCUACUGCGCGCUUCCCGAACCUCCUGUGACCGCACCUGCGGCAACAGCGUCAGCUGUCUCAAGCACCGCUGGCGAAAGCCCGCUCUACACCGCAGCACGCAAGAAGCUGGACGCCUACUUCGCUCCAAGGGUCAACACAACCUUCGAGGUCUACCGUUUCCGACAAGCCAAGCAAGUAGAAGGAGAGUCCCUUGACUCAUUUUACGCCAAACUACGACAGCUAGCGCGACACUGCGGAUUCGCCGAUCCGGACACGGAAAUCAAAAAUCAGAUCCUGCUGUCUACAACAUCGUCACGCCUUCGCCGCUAUGCCAUGCAGCAUGACCUCGAUUUGGAGGGAAUCCUCAAACAGGGCAAGCUAUUUGAGGAAGUGGAGCACAACGUUACCUUGAUGGAACAAGGAAGCCAGCAGCAGCCCAACGAGAACACAGUGGUAGCGAUAGCAGCGAAUGCCAAGCUGUCUUCGCACCACUACCCGUCCAAGCGCCACCAGAAAAUCUCAUCACAGCCUCGUGAGAAUUCACGUCGUCAACACCCGGACGCAUCAUGCUACAACUGUGGAGGAUCAUGGCCGCACGACGGUGGUCGAUCCAGCUGCCCAGCCAGAGGCAAGUCCUGCAGGUCAUGCCAGAAGGUUGGCCACUUCUCCAAAGUAUGUCGGUCGGCUCCAGUCACCGUCCGUGCUAUACGCAAAAACGCUGGCUCGGACAGCGACGAGUACACUUUCGCAACUGACACUUCACGCGACAUCUCGAGGUCACCGCGAGUGAUCGUGGAAGUGAACGGUACGCUAGUAGAAUUUACCCUCGAUACAGGAGCUACUGUGUCAACCGUGGGAUCAAGUGACCUGACGAAACUCGGGCUCCGUCACAGCUUGGAGCAAAGAGGUGUAAAACUUUUCGCAUACGGUGCAACGUCCCCAAUGCCAGUGCUUGGCAAACUGUCCGUGACCAUGAAAUACAAAGCUCAGAAAGGCACAGACGAAAUCUUCGUUAUACACGGUGACCAUCCAGCCCUUCUGAGUUUUUCUGCAGCCUCACGUCUGGGUUUAGUCAAGAUCACCUACAACGUCGAAGACACCCUGACGGAAAACAAUAUUCAGCAACAGUACGCCCAGCUAUUCACGGGAGUUGGAUGCCUUCGAGACCAACAGGUACGCCUGCAUGUGGAUGACAGUGUGCCACCAGUCGCACAACCACACCGUCGCAUCUCUUUUGCCAUGAGGAAACCACAAGAGGCAGAGCUGAGUAGACUGCUAGCACUCGACAUCAUUGAGAAGACUGAAGGGCCAACACCGUGGGUGUCUCCGCUUGUUCUAGUGCCCAAGCCUUCUUGA
Messenger RNA from Ixodes scapularis (black-legged tick), 1544 nucleotides. RefSeq lists its product as uncharacterized. Bases 21 to 1544 code for a protein of 507 amino acids. The transcript has a single exon. Gene Ontology annotation, molecular function: aspartic-type endopeptidase activity. The record is from RefSeq and is a predicted model, not a curated record. Gene Ontology annotation, biological process: proteolysis. Lineage: Eukaryota; Metazoa; Arthropoda; Arachnida; Ixodida; Ixodidae.